Molecule: messenger RNA, 1104 nt
Organism: Spirometra erinaceieuropaei
Lineage: Eukaryota; Metazoa; Platyhelminthes; Cestoda; Diphyllobothriidea; Diphyllobothriidae
Source: the annotation of a GenBank genome assembly
AUGCCGGAAAGUCCAGGGCCACUUUUCCCUUGUUACAAACUCUAUUACUGGACGGACACCCUGGAUAUCUGCGCAAUCAUUUUGUCCAUCUUCAGCUUCAUUGCCAACCUCAGUGUCGUCAUUCUUCUCUUCCUUCUUCGCUCUAAGAAGGUCGAGACUCUGGCCCUCCUACGAGUCCUUUCUCUCAGUUGUCUAUCUUUCGCCUUUGUUAAUAUCCUUGAGGACCUCGGCGCUCGCAGUCCCGACACCGGCAGCACCCUCGUUGACAGCCUAAUCUGUGUCCUGUGGAGCAGUCGUUUUGCCUUCUGGUACACCAAUGCUCACAUCUACAACAGCCUCUUCUACUUCGCCUGCAGCAGGGCUUUGGAAAUGCUCCGCAUUCCCAAUUAUCCCAUCACUACGGAGAAACAGCGUCUCGCUACCUUCAUGCUCCUGAUCUUCAUUUCCAGUUUCCUCGGUUCGGCGCCUCAGCUACUGUUAGCGCAUCCGCAUGCGAAGGACUGUGCCUGUGCGCCAAUAACGGAGAACCUCGAAAUCCUGACGGUGGUUUAUGCUCACGCUUACCUAUGGGUGGCGAUCUUCGGACUCACCUACCCUGCCAUUCUCGUCUACAUUUGCAUCGCUUUGGUUCUGCGAGCGCGCAGAUCAGAGAGGGCCACUCUGCUGGACGAACUUGAUCAACUCUGUUUUCGGAACUUGCGACCAGCCUCCACCACCGACACCGCAUCCACGCACCCAAUUACUCCCUCAUCUCACCGCGUCCCCUCCAGUGGUGAUAAGAGUACUGCAGCAACUCCUGAGAAGUCUACCCAUGUCUGGUCGGCGUCGUUUUGCAUCCUACCGCUUACCGCAGCCUACGUAACAAGCGUAAUCUUUGAGGCGACAUGCCAGCUGUUGAGUACGGCUGGAUUUUUCACCUACAAGCUGCGCAGUCCAACUAACCGGUUUAGUGGAAUCUUGAUGAAUCUGUUCACAGCACUGGUGCCACUGAUUCUCUUUUUCCACAUCCCCGCCAUGCGGUCGCUGAUCUUUGCUGCAAUAGAAUUCCUGAAAACCAGACGCAGAAAGGUUAUGCUUGCGAAAGCUGGUGGUCAAUCCGGUUGA